GUUCGGAACAAAACUGGAAUACUCUGAUAAACAUUACAUUAAACAAAUUGAAUAUUGCACAGACCUUCAUUUUGUCGAUUCAUUAAUUAUAAAAUAAAUUUUAUAGUUAACCUACUGAAUGAAUCACAGGUCACGCCGAUUGAACUGCUCACGAAGAACACCGAACCCAGCAGCUGUUUUGCCUCUGAUAUUGCAGCUAAAUUGAUGCAAAACUGGCACACACAGGCGGCAGCAGUAGUGGCAGCAGCAUGCGACGCAACAAUUAUCCCUAUCAGCCCCUAAAUCAGCAUCCUGCUCCCAGCGGACCAGCUGGACACGAUGCAUUGGAGGCCGAAAACGAACGCGCCGCCGAGGAACUGCAACAGAAGAUAGGCGCACUCAAAUCCCUGACCAUAGACAUUGGCAAUGAGGUGCGCUAUCAGGACAAGCUGCUGCGCGGCAUUGACGAUGACAUGGAUCGGACAGGUGGAUUUCUGGGCAACACAAUGACACGCGUCGUACGUCUGGCCAAGCAGGGGGGCGGCUCCAAGCAAAUGUGUUACAUGUUCCUCUUCGUCCUGUUCGUUUUUGUGCUCCUGUGGCUCACGCUGAAGUUCAAAUAGUCGGGCCGUGUUUUAUUUUUUAAAUAUAUUUUUAAAUAACUACAAUUGUGGUCAAUCUUCAAGUGGGAAUCUGGAAUCCUGGUGUAUGUUACAAUAUAGUAUAAGCUAACUCAUAAUUGUGCUUCAGUUCUUUAACAUAUCGCGCAUAUCCAUUUACAAGUUGUCUUAUUGCAGUUAUCCAUGAUCAUAAAUGUAAGCACUUAAUGGACCUCGUCAACCAAA
Molecule: messenger RNA, 824 nt
Organism: Drosophila virilis
Lineage: Eukaryota; Metazoa; Arthropoda; Insecta; Diptera; Drosophilidae
Gene: Bet1
Product: blocked early in transport 1
Biological process (GO): vesicle fusion with Golgi apparatus; endoplasmic reticulum to Golgi vesicle-mediated transport
Cellular component (GO): SNARE complex
Molecular function (GO): SNAP receptor activity
Source: RefSeq, a predicted model, not a curated record